CAACUCUGUCUUUCAAUCGCACGUCGUUCGCUUCUCUGCGCUUACGUGAAAAAAGAUUAUUUCAAUUAUUUGCAGAUUUAAGAAUAAAUACAUAAAUUAUUUCGCGAUUGCCUUAGAUCAACUUUAUUCCGCUUUUAUUGUAGGUUGAAGAGUUUGCUUUGGCGUCCCUCUAUACAUUAACAGAGAUUUUAACUAGUGUGAAAAUUACUUGGAAAAUAAAAAAUGAAGUCGAAGAAGACUGAAGUUGAGGCUGCUUCAGAUAAUGCUACAUCAGAAGAAGAGGAGGAAUACGCAGUGGAAAGAAUUUGCGGUCGCAGAGUACGCAAAGGAAAAAUUGAAUAUUUUCUUAAAUGGAAGGGGUACUCAGAAUCCGAAAAUACUUGGGAACCGGAGGAAAAUUUAGAUUGUCAGGACCUAAUAAAGCAGUAUGAAGAAGAGAGAGCCAAAGACGAGGCAACCAGUACUAAAACUGAGAAGUCUGAAAAGCUUAAAAAGGAAAAGGAUAGUGGACGUUCUAGUUCCGCAAGCAACAAACGUAAGAAUGAGACGGAGACAAAAGCUGCAGUUACCACCAAAAAAAAACGUACAGAUUCAGCUAACCCGGAAACAGAUACGGAAUCUGUUUCAGAAGCGUCUUCGAGACAAUCGGAACUAACUGGCUUUGAUAAGGGGCUAGAAGCGGAGAACAUACUAGGUGCCUCAGAUUCAAAUGGUGGCCUCUAUUUUCUUAUACAAUUCAAAGGAGUCGAUCAAGCCGAAAUGGUUCCUGCUUCGGUUGCAAACAUCAAAAUACCGCAAAUGGUUAUUAGAUUCUAUGAAGAACGCCUCUCAUGGUAUUCUGAUAACGAGGAAUAAUUUCCAUCUCGGGCUAUAAAAUUUUGGAUUUUGUCCCAAGUUUUAAGUUUAAAACAACAAAAUUUUCUUUUUUAUGAUUUCCAUUUUUAAUGUUUUCUAAUUCCCAAAAAAAAAAAAAAAUCGGAAUCCUAUAAAAUGUAGUUAUGAGAUUGGAGAAAAAACGCAGCUUAUCGAGUUGCUUUACUAUAAUAUUUAUACAUUUGAACACAUUUCAUUACAAAAUCUAAAUGAUUCUGUUACAACAUUAAACUAUUGCAUACGGGGGUAUUUCCUUAUCGAAAGAAAUAAGUAAAUUAAAUUGUUAAAGCGGAUAAUUUCCUGCUUUGCUAAUAA
This is a messenger RNA of Glossina fuscipes, 1188 nucleotides long. It is a transcript of the gene Su(var)205, whose product is annotated as heterochromatin protein 1. The coding region runs from base 223 to 855 and encodes 210 amino acids. NCBI's taxonomy places the organism in Eukaryota, Metazoa, Arthropoda, Insecta, Diptera, Glossinidae. Gene Ontology annotation, biological process: negative regulation of transcription by RNA polymerase II; chromatin organization. Gene Ontology annotation, cellular component: nucleus; pericentric heterochromatin. The record is from RefSeq and is a predicted model, not a curated record. Gene Ontology annotation, molecular function: chromatin binding. The transcript is spliced from 5 exons.